This is a messenger RNA of Stegastes partitus (bicolor damselfish), 3776 nucleotides long. RefSeq names its product adhesion G protein-coupled receptor E5a (gene adgre5a). Bases 338 to 2698 code for a protein of 786 amino acids. Gene Ontology annotation, biological process: cell surface receptor signaling pathway; adenylate cyclase-activating G protein-coupled receptor signaling pathway. The record is from RefSeq and is a predicted model, not a curated record. The transcript has 19 exons. Gene Ontology annotation, molecular function: calcium ion binding; G protein-coupled receptor activity. Gene Ontology annotation, cellular component: plasma membrane. NCBI's taxonomy places the organism in Eukaryota, Metazoa, Chordata, Actinopteri, Pomacentridae.
AGAUUCAAAGGGAAGAGGUAGACAGGGACAGUGAGAGAGAAAAAAGGGAGAGGUCAUUCUAUGUGAUGGGAAACAUUCUACAAGAUCCUAUCAACUUGUAAAAUUUGCUCUUGCUGGUAUCGGUACAUAUUUUAACUACUUUUUCCCGUACCCAGUAACUUAACUGUUGGAUUCAGUUUUUACAAGUUAUAAAAUUAACUGGGGGAACUUAGAAAAAAGGCAACGAAGGCAAGAAGAAAAGAAAGCCGGACCAUCUGGAUGUAGAGGAUUCUGAAGUUUAUGUUUUGGUUGUUUUAACUUUCCUUAUACAGAUCUGGACACUGUUUGCUUCUUUACCAUGAUGGGCAGGUGGAACCUCCUGAUACUGGCUCUGUUCCUCUCCCUCACCAUGGUCUCAUCUGAGUCAGAAUGCCAGAACGGAUAUAGUUUUGAAGAUGAACACUGCAAGGAUAUUGAUGAAUGUGCUGUUGACGAAGACUAUCCUGAAAGUGAUGGGGAUUGUGGAGAAAAUACGCUCUGCUUUAACACAAUCGGCAGCUUCUACUGCCGAUGUGCUGACGGUUUCAGCUCAUCACCACAUGCUGAGAAUUUUGCAGCUGACUCAUCUGCAACAUGUAAAGAUAUCAACGAAUGCUCGGACAGCAAAGACAUCUGUGGAUCUAAUGCCACAUGUUUCAACACAAUUGGCAAUUAUUCCUGCAUUUGUGAUGAUGGAUUUGUUUCUACUACUGGAGUGGAAAGAUUUUAUCAUGGUGAUGGUGUGACGUGCAGAGAUCGAGAUGAAUGUGAUGACAAAAACAUUUGUGGUCAGAAUGCAGCAUGUGUCAACACACAAGGCAGUUAUCACUGUGUCUGCAAUGCUGGCUUCAGACUGAAAUCUGGCAAUACUAUCUUCUCUGGAAAUCAGGAGCAAUGUGAAGACAUAUGUCAGAUUGAUAAGACAAUCUGCGGAAAUGGAACCUGCCACCUUGGAGCCAGUGGUCAUUACUGUGCAUGCCAUGCAGGAUUCACUAACUAUGGCAACAAAAAGUCACGCUGCUCUGCACUGAGCUGUGAUGUUUUCCAAGAUACGAACAAUCUAAAAGAGAUAAUUCCUGUUUCUCAUGAUGUCGUGAGGCAGCUGAACAAAAGUUGUCUGGACCUCACAGAGAGUGAAAGUCCAGAGGAGCUGGAUGGGAUGGACAUGCUAAGGAGACUGCUGUCCGUGAUGGACGAGGUCUUGUCCAAGGGAGCCCUCAAUGAUAACAGGAAAGUCUCCACCUUUCUGGACUUGGUGGAAGAAGCUCUGAGGCUCAUAGGACCCUUCAUAAACUCUCCAUGGACAUAUAUACUCUCUAAUCACACAGAGCUGCAGCAUCUGCUCCAUACAGGAUCUGUCAUUCCCCAAGGAACUAAAACUUUUUCAUCUGAGCAAGCUCAGCUGGACAUCCAGUUGGAGAUAGCUGCUGGAGAGCCUUCCUAUUACCCUGGCUUUACAACGGUGUCCCUGCUGAGCUAUUCAAACCUGGAAAACUCUACAGAUGGCUUCUUUGGUGGGAUGAAACCAGAAAAGGACCAGAGUUUUAAAGUAAACUCCAAAGUGGUGACUGUCAUUGUCAGUAACAGCAACACAAGCCACCUCAAAGAGGACAUCAAACUAACUUUGUACCACUUGACACAGUCAAAUCAAACUUCCCACACCUGUGUGUUCUGGGAUUCCUCAAAGGAAGGAGGGGCAUGGUCUGCUCAUGGCUGUAAGGCGUUGGAGUCCAAUGCGAAGUACACUGUCUGUUCCUGUAACCAUCUGAGCAGCUUUGCUGUGCUCAUGUCCCUCUCUGAGAUGGAGGACAGGUUUGAGUUGAAGCUGAUAACCUGGUUGGGUCUGUCCCUUUCUUUGAUUUGCCUGCUCAUCUGCAUCCUGACAUUCUCAAUGAUCCGCUCCAUCCAAAGCCCAAGAACCACCAUCCACCUUCACCUCUGCAUCAGCCUCUUCAUUGCUAACGUGAUCUUCCUUGCAGGCAUCUCUCAAACAGAGAAUCGGGUUGGCUGCGCUGUGGUAGCAGGGAUGCUGCAUUUCUUCUAUCUGGCAGCGUUUUGCUGGAUGUGUCUGGAGGGCAUACAGCUCUUCAGGAUGGUAGUUUUGGUCUUUAACACCAGCUUUAAAACCCUCUACAUGAUGGCAGGUGGAUAUGGAGUGCCAGCUGUGAUUGUUGCUGUCUCUGCCUUAGCUAACGCCGAGGGAUACGGCACUAAGAGAUAUUGUUGGCUAAAACUGGACCUCAUUUGGAGUUUCUUUGGCCCCGUCUGUGUCAUCAUCUCUGUAAACAUUUUCUUCUUUCUCGUCACUGUGUGGAAAUUGGCACAGAAGUUCUCGAGUUUAAACCCUGACUUGGACAAGCUGCAGAAAAUAAAGGCUUUCACCAUUACUGCAGUGGCUCAGCUGUGUGUCUUGGGCACCAUGUGGAUCUUUGGUUGUUUCCAGUUUGAGGAGGGCACUGUAGUCAUGUCUUACCUCUUCACCAUCUUGGGUAGCCUUCAAGGGGUUAUGAUCUUUGUCAUGCACUGUCUGUUUUCCAAACAGGUGAGGGAAGAGUACGGAAACAUCCUGUCCAGAUUCUGUGCACCUCAGAAGAAGAGCUACUCAGAGUUCAGUUCAUCCCAUUCCAGCAAAGCACAUGCAUCCAAGAGCACCGAGCACACAGGAGAGUCUCACAUUUGAGGAGCUGAACAGUGACUUGGGAGAAAGUCUGAUUUGCUGAAGACUGCCACGUCAGAUAUACAGUCAACUACUGCUCUCCCAUUUAUAGAGAAUGUACCAGUUUCCUUUACUGCAAAAUGUCGUAAAUAGUUUCGUUCAUUACCACGAGUGGGUCUUAGACAAUUAGAUUAUCUAUUGAACUAAAAUCAUUAUAAACUAAUGCAAAUUAAGGAUGAAAAAGACUUUUGACAUUAUUACCGUAAUGCAGAUUAUUAUAUUCAUCUAAAGCUGUUAACAUUACAGAUGAUUAAAGUCCACAAUGUGCUUUACUUUCAUGCAAAUAGCUUUUUUUCUAAAAUAAAUAAAAAAAUUAAUUAAGCUUAGAUAAAUAAAUCCACCAAAGAUCUAAUUUUUUACAGGAAAACAAUAUUUGCUGAUUUUGGACCAGAAUGGUUGUGACCUUGAAAAAACCUGUUGGAUCAGGUACACAUAAUAAUGCUUGUUGUGUCUUCCAGGUACUUUAUUGAACCAGCAAAAACAAUCAGAGAAAUGUUUCUGACACAAGCACUUUCUUUAUUCCACAAUCUUUAAAUUGUUACCAUUUAAUAUGACCCAAAAUACAAGGACAAGUAUAAGACAGAGAUAUAUUUUUAUUGUAUGUUUGUGUAUAUAUUGCUGGGCAAUUCAAUAUGUAUAUAUAUUUGACGGCAUUCCUGCUCUAUGUAUUUUAUCUAAAUAUUUAAGAAGAGUUUGUCUGUUACCAAGAUGUUCAGAUGAAUGUUUUAAAACUGGAAUUUCAAAGAUGACUUUAGUUAUUAUUGUAUUGUGGAAUAUUAGUAUAGUUCUAGACAUUGGUUUUGAUAGAUUAAAAUUAUUAAACUUUGCAUUUCCAGUUUACCUGUUGUGUCAUUCCUGGUGUGAAAUAUUUUAUAUGAUGUUUUAAAUAUUUGUAAGUGUUUUCAUCUUUUCUCCUGGGAGCUUUAAACUAAAUAAAUAUUUUUGAUGUACCUCAUGUUUAAGGCCUUUGUUUGUGGUCUUUCCACUGCUGGCUUAAGUUGUUUGAUUUAAUAUGGAGAAUAAACAAGCAAUGAAAAUGGUA